This is a messenger RNA of Nannizzia gypsea CBS 118893, 3399 nucleotides long. RefSeq names its product kinetochore protein 1 extragenic suppressor. Gene Ontology annotation, cellular component: nucleus; cytosol. The transcript has 5 exons. Gene Ontology annotation, molecular function: protein phosphatase regulator activity; protein phosphatase binding. NCBI's taxonomy places the organism in Eukaryota, Fungi, Ascomycota, Eurotiomycetes, Onygenales, Arthrodermataceae. The coding region runs from base 1 to 3399 and encodes 1132 amino acids. The record is from RefSeq and is a predicted model, not a curated record.
AUGUUCUGGAAAUAUGGCGGUUACGCGAAUGUGUCACCCAUCACCACGCUCCUUGAUAAACCCGAUGUCAGGGUGGAAGAGAUCCUUGAUGAGUCCGACUUGAUGCAGGAGAUAAAACAGCAUAAUACAAGGUUGAUAGAGUAUUUACGGGAUGACCAUGUUCUGAAGAGAUUGUUCGAACUCAUCAUCUCUCCAAGUCUCCUCAACAAUGAUGAUGACGGCCGCAAACACAAUGAUUAUGAUAAUAAUGAAGAUGGACAUGACGAGACGACCGACGGCAAGAAAGAACCCGAAUCUCCCGAAUCAUCAUCCGGUGAAGGCCAGAUCCAGCUCUCGGAGUUCCCCAGGAUAUCGCCAAAAACGAGCCGUGAACCCAAGGACCUGGAAGAGGCUGAGAAGAAUAGGCUGAAAUAUGCUUACAUCGCCUCCGAAGUGCUAUCGUCGCCUUCCUGGUCGGUCAUCGAAGCCAUGGUGGAAAAUGAGGAUGCUCUACGAUGCUUUUGGCAGUACAUGUACAGGCCGGGAGAAUUGGACUCUGUACAAACAAGUUACUUUGUAAAGGUCAAUGAAGUGCUGUUGGACCAGAAGACGGACGCCAUGAUUGCGUUCAUUAUGCGUCUGGAUAAUAUCAUACAGAUGUUGCUGCAGCAUGUUGACAAUCCCCUGGUUAUGGAUCUCGUCUUGAAGAUUAUCACUCUCGACAAGAUCGAAGAACAGAACGUAACAGAGACACAGUGGCUCCAAUCCCAGAACCUUAUCCCCACUUUUCUGUCGUACAUCUCAAAUGACCAUCCACCCGAGACUCAAACAGCCGCUGGUGAUUUGCUGAAGGCCAUUGUCACCAUCUCCGCCAAUGCUGCGCAGAACGAACAGCCCUGUAUUGGACCCAAUAGCUUAACCCGACAGCUGGUAUCAAAACCCUGCAUAAGGACACUAAUAUCUUCCAUGGUUCAAGGCGGAAACCCCCUUACCGUUGGCGUCGGCAUAAUUAUCGAUAUCAUCCGAAAAAAUAAUCCUGAUUAUGACCCUGAGAUGGCGGAGAACCGCAAUUCUACACCAACAACCCAUGACCCCAUAUACCUUGGUACCAUGCUGAAGGAAUUUGCAAGCCAUGUUCCCCAAUUCAUGGAAUUAAUGAACAAGAGAAGCAGGCCAGCCAACAGUAAGCUUGACACUGCUUGGGGAGAAACUAUCGAACCCCUUGGCUUCGAUAGGUUUAAGACUUGCGAGCUUAUGGCAGAACUACUCCAUUGUAGUAACAUGUGUCUGCACAAUGAACCCGGUAGUCAUGGAGAUAUGCUGGCACGAGACUUGGAAAGAGAACGGCUACGAGCUUUAGGAUUCCCCCAGAAUACCGAAGAUGGCUUCGUAUAUGCAGAUAGUAUUAAUGGUACCUCGGACUCGAGAAUGGACACCACAUCUCCCGAGGAAUCAAAAAGAAGAGGACAAGCUAACACUGGCGAAGAGGAAGCAUUCGAAGAGAUCACAUCUUCCGGAGUGCUCGUUGAUAGGGUCAAGGGCUCUGAAAGCCCUGCUGGAUGCGAUACCAAGCCUACCGCUGACAACACGUUUACGAACGUUCCAAAGCUAGGACAGGGAGACGACUUUGUUGAUGAACCAUUAACACCCCCGAAACUAAACACAUCCAAGAAAGAGCCUCCAACGGCUGGGACAGGAUCUGACGCUAAGAAAUCCGUCUCUUCUUCGAUACAGUCCGAUCUGACCGAAAAAGUAGACGAAAUUCACCUCAAUAAAGAGGGUGAGGCCAUGAAGGAACCUGAAUCAGUUUCCAAGCCGUCUGACACUCCCGCACCUGAGCCAACUGCUGGGCAGUCGGCCAGUACAGACACAGUACCCCCCUCAUCCGCUCUAACAACGCCAGAAACUACCCCAACAUUAUCGGAGGAAGGGCAUCCACAUCCAUCUCACACAGAUGAGCUUACGCUCGAGGAAUCCAAGUAUGAGUCUGAUCCGUUCAUUCAAAGAGAGCCUGACGGAAAGCCCGUUGUCGGUGAUUAUAUGAAGAUCAUGUUCCACGAGCACAAAGUUGUGCCAACGGUAUUGUCUUAUUUCUUCCGUUUCCCUUGGAACAACUUCCUCCAUAAUGUGGUUUAUGAUAUCGUGCAGCAGCUACUUAACGGUUUAAUGGAACAAGGGUUCAACAGAACACUGGUCAUUGAUUUGUUCGAAAGUGCCGAAAUUACUACGCAAAUCAUUCAGGCCCAACGACGCAGUGAAGAAUCCGAAGCUAAGCAUAAGAUGCGCCUUGGAAACAUGGGCCAUCUUACUCUCAUUGCUGAAGAGGUAGUGAAGUUUAGUGAACGUCACCCGCGCGAAGUGCUUUCACCACACGUUAUGGAAAAGUUAACGCAUGCCGAUUGGAUUGACUACGUUGAACAUGCCCUUUCAGAUACCAGGGAACGCGAGAACGCUAUCCUAGGUGGCGUAAAGCCCGAUAUCACUAUGAGCCAUCGUCAAGCAGUCCUAAACGCCAUAAGCGCGCCCACUAACCUUCAAGGAACUUCUUCAGCCUUAGCCGAUGCCGGUCUCAAUGGAGGCUUCUCCAGUGGCUUCUCUUUGAACAAUCUCACUUUCGAUAACCAAUCCUCUGCAUCUGGCGGCGCUUUUGGCUUCAGCAGCAACCUUGGGACCGGAACAGGGACCGGAACCGGCGUAUCUUUAUUCAGCGGUUUCGGAAGUGACGAUGACGACGAAGACAUGGAAGACAGAACGGAUCAUCGUGAUCCUCAAUCAAUUGGAGCAGGCCUUGCAAGCAUAUUUGACAAUUCAGAAACCCAGCCUAUUCCAAUCCUCCCACCUCCCCCGGCGCCGUUGAGUACUGGCCCAUCACGAGCACGACGCCAACUUGCGGCUCGACUUGCUCUCCAAAAGCAACAGGCUCUUGACGCUGCUGCUGCUAACAACGAGGAUCAAGAGGAGGAUGGCUUUGCGAAGGAAGAAGGCGAGGACAGCUCUGGUAACGCUAUGCAUGACGCAGACACUGCGGGAGACUCAGAUCACCAAUCUUCGUCUUUCUCCGGUUUCCAGGACGUAAGUGGCUAUUCAGACAGCUCAUCUGACGAGGAUGGCAGUCUUCCUAUGGAAAGUGUAGAAAGGAAAUUCCGACUACCAGUGGAUGCUUUUGACGACGACGACGAAAUGGGUGAUAUGGUGGGGCCUUCAACUUCUUACUCUGACGAAGAUGACGAGACCAUAAUACAGGAAGCGCUAGGGUAUUCAACUUUCUUAGGGUCGGAUCAUCAUGGACUGGACGGCUCGGUAUACCCAGAGGAGAGAGAACUGACCCCAGACUCAGCAAGAGGUCAAGAUAACAGUGACGGGGAAGACGACGGACUUGUUGAGAUAUUAGUGCCUGGGAAGAGAUCAGUGACAAAAUAA